Molecule: messenger RNA, 2244 nt
Organism: Pyrenophora tritici-repentis Pt-1C-BFP
Lineage: Eukaryota; Fungi; Ascomycota; Dothideomycetes; Pleosporales; Pleosporaceae
Source: RefSeq, a predicted model, not a curated record
AUGGAGAGUGCGGCCAAGCGCAAAGCCGGCGGCGCUGCUGCGGCUACGGGUGAUAGCGACAAUCGCCCUGCGAAGCGACAGAAAGGGACGUCAGAGACAGUAGCGUCGACAACGGCGGCGGGCAUGAAGUUCCUCGACAGCUUGAAGCAGGCAAAAGACAAGACUGGACGACCCAUAGCAGUCCACUUCCUCACCCUACCAGACAAGAAUGAAGUACCCGAGUACUACGAAUAUACCAAGCUGCCUAUUGCCAUUGACACCAUCGAGGUACGCUAUUUUCCCGUGUCAGAUGUUAAUUCAUCUGAUACCACUCCUCUCCCAGAACUGCCUCAGGCCACUUGCUUCUACCAAGUCAAUCUCGACUACUUCACAAAACUUAAUAAUGGAGAGUACUCCAGUCUCGCCCAGGUCGAGAGUGACUGUAAACGUCUGGUCAACAACGCCAAAGCAUACAACGACAAGAAGUCGAUUAUAUACGAGGAUGCCGAGCGUCUACGCAAAACGGCUUCGAACUGGAUGGUCAAGCACAACCCUGCAUAUAGGGACGGCAACUAUGCCGCUGUAGCUACACCGAUUCCUGGGGAGGACAACUCGACUCCCUCAAGACCACCGCCCCGUGUUGCGGCGACACCACGAACUGCAAAACAGACACCGGCUGGCCCAGAUACGGACCGCCCCAGGCGAGCGGCUGCCAUUGCAGCAUCGGCUACACCGGCACCCUCAAAGCUGCGACUGUCGGCAUCUGCUGCACCGGACGACGACGAAAGCGCAGAUUACACGGGCAAGACCUUCCAGCAGGCACAAGAGCAGAUCGUGAGGGAGAUUAUGGACUACGAAGACCAAGGCCUACAGAUAUUUCUACCUUUCCAAAACCUGCCCUCGCGCAGCUUGAAAGAUUAUUACCAGUUGAUUAAGGAUCCUAUGUCUCUGGCUGCCAUACAGAAGAAGGUUCGCGGUGUUGUAGGACGUGACCCCCCGACAGGACACACUCUUUUCAAAACUUGGGACGCAUUCGAGACCAGCUUCAGCUUGAUUUGGACGAAUGCCCGUAUCUACAACGAAGAUGGAAGUGACAUCUACAACCUUUCGCUUGAACUCGAGGAAAUCUUCCACAAGAAGCUCGAAGAAGCCAAGUCCAAGGUCAACGAGCCAUCGCAACCGAAACUCAAGCUCAACAUGUCUACCCCCGCACCAGCUCCAAAGCAGCAGCUCAAGCUCAAGCUCAAACCGACUCCAGGCUCAGAUCCGAACACUCCAAGCGUACGCGAUUCUGCUACCCCUGGUGUCAUUGUCGACAACGAUGCUCUUCUACGACAACAGCGACAUGUACUUGACAGCAUGGGUAGUAAUCGGUCCCCCGUUCCACCUGGAAAAUCCGCGACACCCACUGCAACUGCCAACCCGUUUACCGGUCCGAGAGGUGGCGCUGCGACAAUUUCGUCUCUCUCUACUAGCCAAACCAGGACGGCGGGAUCUCCGCCAGCAGUUAAUGGUGUGAAGCAAGACGUCCAAUCUCCUUCUUUGAGUGCUGUCAGGCCAGCAAGCACUGCACCCGAUGGUCAGGCUUCACGACUUAGCGUUCAGGCACAAACCCCGCUUCCUCACAUGGCUCCUCCGCAUGCUGUCUCACGAACGGCGAGUGGUAGUCCGCAUCCAAAUGGUGCCGUGCAAAAUGGCAACUACGUCCCACCGCAUCAGCCGACUUACUACGCACCUCCACCCGUUGCUCGUGUCGAUAGCUUCAGGAAGGUGCCACUAAAGAGCCAUCAAGAGGCAUUGAUACCAAGUAUCACAUUGAACACCCACCCCGCUCUUGCUGCAACUGCGCCCUGGUCUGUCAAAAUCCUGGCGGACAAGCGGAAGACAGCGUACAGUGCUACAAUGGUUGUCGCGCCCACCAACUCCUAUAUCCAGGUCAUACCUAGGGUUCCCAUUGCGCUUACAAGCCGCAUGUACCGCCUCUUUGUCACCGUGAACGGCAACAAGACCCUCGAGGCCAACCGUGUCCCCGUAACCGCAGGCAUCAACGGUGCGAGUCCCGGUCCUGGCUACGAAGGCGGCAAGAAGAAGGGCGAACCCUUGUUUGAGGGCAAACUGGCUGCUGGCGUGAACCGCAUCGAAGUCGAGAUUGUCGCCGAGAAGGAGCGUAAAGGCCAGGUCGAGAGUGGCAGCGCGAAGAAGGAAGAAGUCGAGAUUGAAAAGUGCACCAUUUUCCUGCAUCUACAACGAACACCAGCAAACUAG